AUGACAAUGGAUACUACCAAAAAGAUAUUAAUGUUACAUGGAUUUGUGCAAUUAGACAAAAUCUUCCGUCAAAAGACUGGUGGAUUAAGAAAGUCUUUGAAGAAAAUGGGCUAUGAAUUAUAUUUUCCUUGUGGUCCAGAAAUUGUAGAUAAGAGUACUUUAGUACAUGGGGAUGCUAAUACUAAUAAUGAUGAAUCAAAAGAAACAAUCGAUAAAAAUAACGUAGCCAGGUGGUUUAAUACAAAUAUCGAUAAUGACACUUCUGAAUUAUAUGGUUGGUGGGUAAGAACGGGUUCUGGUAAAAAGGCAAUCCUUGAAUACGAUAUCCCUCAGAAUACGUUCAAUUACUUACAUGACUACAUUAUUGAAAACGGUCCUUUUGAUGGUAUUAUCGGGUUUUCUCAAGGUGCUGGAUUAGGUGGCUAUAUCACUAUGGAUAUAAAUAAUAUUUUAAAUUUAGAUUCCAAACAACAACCACCGUUGAAGUUUUUCAUAUCAUUUAGUGGGUUCAGAUUAGAACCAGAAAAAUACCAAGCCCCUUAUGAAAAGAUUAAUAAUAAAGACAAUCAUGUUCCAGCUUCUUUGCAUGUUCAAGGUGAAUUAGACGCUGUUGUUUCUGAAGCAAGAGUUAUGAAGCUUUAUAACACAUGGCCAGAGGAUAAAAGAACAUUAUUAAAGCACCCUGGAAGUCACUUUAUUCCAAAUUCUAAACCAUUUGUCACACAAGUCUGCAACUGGAUACAUUAUAUUGAACAAUCUAAUAGUACUAAUUUGAAGAAUAAUGAUAAGAAAGCAAUAAAUUUAGAAAUAAAGAGAGAUGUAAGAGAAUCAAGUAAAAAUACACUGGAUGAUGAUUUGCUGGAUAUGAUGAAUAGUAUCGGUGCAUUAUAA
Molecule: messenger RNA, 891 nt
Organism: Arxiozyma heterogenica
Lineage: Eukaryota; Fungi; Ascomycota; Saccharomycetes; Saccharomycetales; Saccharomycetaceae
Gene: FSH3
Product: putative serine hydrolase
Exons: 1
Coding region: 1-891 (296 amino acids)
Cellular component (GO): cytoplasm; nucleus
Molecular function (GO): hydrolase activity
Source: RefSeq, a predicted model, not a curated record